AUGGGCAUGGGGAUAGGAAUUUAAAUGGUUGGCAACAAGGAAAUUCCACUUUUGAUGGACAAAGUGGUCCCCUAAUUUAUGUCGUAUCUUAUCAAUGUAGAGGAAGCUGCAUCACGUGUACUGGAUGCAAGAGAUGACCCGAACAGAUUUGCUGGUGAAGAGUUCUCUCAACUGGAAGGAAAGUUUGGGGCCCUGAAUGGAGGUGAGGGUGGAGUUGAAUGGACAGGUGUAGCACUUCAGUCGCUUGGAGGGAUAUUUGCCAGGAUUAGUUGGGAGGGAUGAAUGGACAAGGGAAUAAUGGAGGAAAGUUGGAGGAGGUAAAGAUGUGUUUGAUGAUGCAAUCUUGUUGAUAGCACCUUUGUAACUGGAAUAAUUUCUGUAUUUCAGAAACAUUAUCAAUGGGAAUAUAGAACAAUAUAAAGAUUAAAUUCAGCAUGUGAGGAGUUAUUGCCUGAGGCCACACUGCCAUCUGCUGCUGACAACCUCAUUGGUGUUUAUUUUUAAAUUGGGUGUCUAUAUACUUCAUUCAUCUGCAAUUAAGCAAAAAUAAAUAUUAAUAAAAAUGUCUGUUAAUAAAAUAAAAACAAAUAUUUAAAUAUUCACAUUUUCCUCAUCUAAUGGUAAACAUUAUAGGUGAAAUGGUAAACAAUGCGGUGAAAUGAUUCACAAGAUUCGUAAGAACCGUUGUUCCUGAAAAGUAAAAUGAAAACAAUAUUAAAGUAUCUGAGUGAGAGGCAUAUCUUUCAUUGUGAUGAAUCAUAUUGCUUAUUUUCAUCUUAUCUAAUGAAAUGUUCAAAUGCAAAUGUAGUUCUAAAGUUAUGGAGAUGAGGCAGCUUUUUUUUUAGCCAGAGGGUGAUGAAUCUGUGGCAUUUAUUGCCACAGACCACUGUAAGAGGCCAAGUUAUUAAGUAUAUGUGCUUAAAACAGAAAUUGAUAGGUACUCAAUUAGCAAGGAUACCUGCCGAAGGAUCUCAGCCCAAAAAGUUGACUGUACUUUUUUCCAUAGAUACUGCCUGGCCUGCUGAGUUGCUUGGAUUUCCAGCAUCUGCAGAUUUUCUCUUAUUUGUGUUUUAUGAGAAUUAGUUGUUGCCAAAGUCCUUGUUUGGGGUAACAUACAUUUCUCCCAAUUAUAUCAUUCACAACCACCGCCAUCGCAUUGGGGUUUCAACUUUAAGAGGCUGGUCCAUUGUGAUAAAAGGUGUUACCAGUUUCAUUAAACAUUAUGAAACCCGUAACAUCUGUUAUUGAACUCCAAAACCUACACAACAAAAGCACGCUAAAACACUUUUACCUAAAAUGUCACCACGUCAGACUAGCUUCUUUAAAGUGCAACCCCAACUCAAUAUCGAUGGUUGUGAAUUCUGUACAUUUCUCCCUAUUGUGUCACCCUACUUGUAACAAGCCUCUGAAAAUGGAAGCCAUGACAAUUUUUUUUUAGUAGAACAUUACUUCAACUAUAAAAGGUUUAUUAUGGCUGGCUAUGCUGUAACAUCCAACUUCAGCACAGUUGGAAAGGCUUCGAUGAUACAUAAAUUUACCAAAGUGGGAAGAUUUUACUUCCACAGAUAACUGAAUAAUGUGGAAUUAUUAUCCUUGGAACAGAGACUGGAGGAAUCUGGUAGAGGUAUCAUGAAAAACAAGGUAGACAGAAACAAUUCCUUUGUGAACAGGGGAAUGUAAAAUGAGGAUGUUUGCUUGAAGAACUAAGAGGCACAUUUUAUAUGGCCAGUGUUUAAGGUCAGGAAAACACUCUAAGUGCAGUAGUGGAGGUAAAUUUAGUUCUAGCAUUCAAAAGGGGUCUGCUGAAAUACCUGAAGGAAUCUGCAGAGAUGCAUGGAGCUGGGAGGAAGGGAGUAUGCAGGGUUGCCUGGUUGGACUGAACAGGUAGAAUGGCUUCCUUCCAUUCAGGAACAAUCACCCUUCUCAACUUAUAACUUUCUUGGCUCUGAUGAAAGGUCCUCGGCUCGCAAUUUUAACUUUGAAUCUCCAUAAAUCUUGCUUGAACUUUCCGGCAUUUUGCGUUUUUAUUUCAUAUUUCAGGUGUCUCGUUUCCCCUUUUUACAGAAGUCAGCCUGCUUGAAGGAAAAUCAAACGCUAAAAAUACUCAACAGGACGAGCGCCAGUGAUGGAAACGUGACAAAGAAAACGUUUCAGUUCGAUGUCCCUCAGAUCUCCUACUAGAAGGGGAAAGAGGAAACCAUCGGAGCGUGCGCUCCCGCCUCCGCCGUCCAGAGCCCGGCUCAGGCUCAACGCCUCCUCCAGGCCGCUGUGUGGCCUCGCGAGAUUUGCAGCUGAGUUCCCGUCUGUGUCAGGACGUGGCAGCACUGCCGGUCGGCCUGUUGCCAUGGCGGGGUUAUGGUUUCUGUUCGCCGCCUUCAUCGUGGUCCCCGUCUGCAGUUUUACUUUUGCGGAUGCGGAUGUGUGCCUGCUGUGCGUGGGGGCGGCGCUGGUGCUGGUCUCGGUGGUGUGGGCAUCCCGGCGGCGGGGAGCUGUCGACCGCAGGGCUGUGUGCGUGCUGGUCAUGGGGGACCUGGGCCGCAGCCCCCGCAUGUUGUACCACUCGCUGUCUCUGGCCAGGCACGGCUUCAGCGUCACUGCAGUCGGCUACCCCGGUUCAAAACCUCAUAAAGAUGUUUUACAUAAUGAUAAGAUUAAAAUUGUCUACUUAACAGAGAUUACAACAGCAACAAAAUUUGGACCAAAGAUUUUUCAAUAUGGGGUGAAGGUCGUAGUGCAGGCUUUGCAAAUAUGUUAUGCCCUCCUAAAAAUUGAUCCACCAUCCUACAUGCUGCUGCAGAAUCCUCCAGGCCUCCCAGCAAUUGCAGCUGUGUGGGCAGUAUGUUUAUUAAGAGGAAGUAAAUUUAUCAUUGACUGGCAUAAUUACGGUUACACCAUUAUGGGACUGACUCAUGGAGUUCAUCACCCAAUUGUGCAGAUUGCCAAAUGGUAUGAACAUUUUUUUGGUAAGCUGUCUGAUGCAAAUUUGUGUGUAACUGAAGCCAUGAAAGAAGACUUGAGAGUGAACUGGAGGAUCAAGGCAGUCACACUAUAUGAUUCCCCAUCUCCCAUUUUCAGAGAAGUUCCUCUAGAAUUGCAACAUAAGUUAUUUAAGAAGCUUGCCAAUGAUUUUGUCGCAUUUAGAGCAAGGACCGAAUCUGUGCCUUCUAAUUUGGAACAGACCGCCUUUACUGUACUGAAUACAAAUACUGGAAAUAUCACACAUGUCCAAGGAAGACCUACAUUAUUGCUUAGCAGUACUAGCUGGACAGAGGAUGAAGAUUUCUCCAUUCUAUUAAAAGCAUUAGAAGAAUAUGAAAGAUUUAUAACCAGUGGUUCCAAAUUGCCAUCCCUUGUUUGUGCUAUUACAGGAAAAGGUCCAUUAAAGGAAUUUUACACCAACCUAAUUGAAAAAAUGCAUUUUAAGUAUGUUCAUAUUUGCACUCCAUGGCUGGAAGCAGAGGACUAUCCAGUGCUGCUAGGAUCUGGUGAUUUAGGAGUUUGUCUUCAUAAAUCAAGCAGUGGGCUAGAUUUGCCAAUGAAGGUAGUAGACAUGUUUGGUUGUCGUUUGCCCGUGUGUGCACUUGAUUUCCAGUGUCUACCAGAACUUGUGAAACAUGAAGAAAAUGGUCUAAUAUUUAAAAAUUCUCAUGAACUUGCUGAGCAACUAAAGCUUCUCUUCACAGAUUUCCACAACGAAACAAACAAACUUGGUGUAUUUAAAAGAAACUUGAAAGAAGCCAAGAUGGUUCAGUGGGAUGAGAACUGGGAUGAAAUGGUGCUUCCUCUGCUGGCAAGUCAUUGA
Messenger RNA from Mobula hypostoma (lesser devil ray), 3802 nucleotides. It is a transcript of the gene alg1, whose product is annotated as ALG1 chitobiosyldiphosphodolichol beta-mannosyltransferase. Lineage: Eukaryota; Metazoa; Chordata; Chondrichthyes; Myliobatiformes; Myliobatidae. Bases 2159 to 3802 code for a protein of 547 amino acids. The record is from RefSeq and is a predicted model, not a curated record. Gene Ontology annotation, cellular component: endoplasmic reticulum. The transcript has 13 exons. Gene Ontology annotation, molecular function: mannosyltransferase activity.